Molecule: messenger RNA, 1158 nt
Organism: Danio aesculapii
Lineage: Eukaryota; Metazoa; Chordata; Actinopteri; Cypriniformes; Danionidae
Exons: 5
Coding region: 28-936 (302 amino acids)
Source: RefSeq, a predicted model, not a curated record
GGCAUUUUGUUCUCCUCCUGAUCAAAGAUGGAUCUGCAAAUCUCAGUUUUUCUUCUGUUCGUUCUUUUCACUGCAGGGCACUCUCUCUACUGUUAUGAAUGCAUGACGGAUUAUUGUGAAGACACAUUAGUGAUUUGUCCUCGGACAGCUUCAACGUGCAAGAGUGCAACAAUGGUGACACAAAUUGGCUACUACCAUACAGAAAAGAAUGUUAAAGGUUGUGCUGCUGAUUGUCAUAGUGGAUCCAUGAAUCUCGGUCCUGUAAAGUCAUCUUAUUCCUGCUGUCACACUUCCUUCUGUAAUACUCGAGAUGCUCCAGAUCCCAGAACUUUGAUGCCCAAUGGACUGAUAUGUUACUCUUGUGAUGGCAGCAGCUGCUCAAACAUUAUGAGCUGUUCAGGGAGUGAAGACCGCUGCAUUACAUUAACAGAACUUUCUGAAGGCCAGACAGUAGUUGUAAAAGGAUGUGCUUCUAGAUCCCUUUGUGAUUUUUUAUCUACUACUGAAAAGUAUUCCUCAUGUUGUGAGGGACACUUGUGUAAUGAUGAAGUGAGCGCCAUCAGGAGCUCUAUGUAUGACGGUGAAGAGAGCAUCACUCAGAGCUCCAUGUAUGACGGUGAAGAGAGCAUCACCCAGAGCUCUAUGUAUGACGGUGAAGAGAGCGUUUUCCAGAGCGUCACUGAAGGCUUCGUCCAGAGUGUGACCCAGAGCUCCAUGCAUUACAGUAAUAAAAGUGUCUUGCGGAGCGUCACUGAAGGCUUCAUCCAGAGCAUUACUAAGAGCUCCAAUCAUAAAAGUCGUAAAAAUGACAAGAAGAACUUCCUGUAUGAUAAUGCUAAAAGUAACAAGCAGAGCUCUGCAAAUAACGAAGCUAGAAGAGUCACUCAAAGCUUUCUGAUCCUCUGUUUUCUGCUCUCCGUCAUAACGAUGCUCUAAUAUCCUGCAGCUCUGCAGAUUGUGAGCCGCUAUACUGGAUGUGGCUUUUAUUUUUUGUGCUAAGAAAUUAUAGCAGAUUUCAAUCCUGUGUUAGCAUUCUGCUUUAAAGUUUAGUCUAAUGUUUUAAUGAUUGCAGAGCUUAAACAAAGCCAGUUUCAAUCCUGCAUUAUAAGAAAUAAACAGAUGUAUUGAAAAAACAAUAAAAACUUGAAGAAGAAACAA